AUGGAGCUUGAGCUCGACGACCUCGACGUCGACCUCUCCGGCUGCAGCACUGAAACUACAAGCACCACCAACACGGCCAUUUCCCCUGACCAGUGGUACGACUGGUCUCCCGUCGUCGACUGGGAGGCUCUAGCUCCCAUUGACCACCUCGCCGGCGGUGGAGACUUUCACGAGCUUUUCGAGUCCAUGAUGGAGGGCGGUGAGAGGGACUCGCUGUCGUCCGAGCUCGUUGAGGAAACGUCAAACUCGUGUUACACCACGACGUCUUCGCAGUCGACGGAGGUGACGAUGCUGGACGAAGGCGCGGCAUCGAACAGCGAGGAUACGAAGGGGCUGAGAUUGGUGCAUCUAUUGAUGGCGGCGGCGGAGGCGCUCACCGGCGCCAACAAGAGCCGAGAUCUGGCUCGUGUGAUAUUGGUUCGGCUCAAAGAGUUGGUCUCCCCAACUGACGGUACUAACAUGGAGAGGCUCGCGGCGUAUUUUACCGAGGCGCUUCAGGGUUUGCUAGAAGGCGCCGGGGGCGUCAGCCACUCCAAGCAUUUGAUCGGAAACGGGUCCCACCGCGACCACGGCCACCACCCCACGGACGUGAUCGCGGCGUUUCAGCUACUACAGGACAUGUCGCCCUAUGUUAAGUUCGGCCACUUCACGGCCAAUCAGGCCAUCUUGGAGGCUGUGGUCCAUGACAGGAGGGUCCACAUAGUCGACUAUGACAUCAUGGAGGGUAUCCAAUGGGCGUCCUUGAUGCAGGCCUUGGUGUCCAGGAAGGAUGGCCCACCUACCCCACAUCUUAGGAUCACGGCUUUGUCGCGAGGCGGCAGCGGCCGGAGGUCGAUCGGGACCGUCCAGGAGACCGGUCGUCGUCUGACGGCGUUUGCCACUUCCAUUGGUCAACCGUUUUCGUUUCACCAAUGUAGGUUGGAUUCGGACGAGACAUUUCGACCCUCUGCUCUAAAGUUGGUUAAGGGCGAGGCCUUGGUAAUCAACUGCAUGCUAAACCUUCCACACUUCAGUUACCGAUCCCCUGAUUCGAUUGCUUCCUUUUUAUCUGGAGCUAAGACACUAAACCCUAGACUGGUAGCCUUGGUUGAAGAAGAGGUUAGGCCAGCGGGAGAUGGAGGCUUCGUGGCUCGGUUCAUGGACUCAUUGUAUCACUAUUCGGCUGUCUAUGACUCUCUCGAGGCCGGCUUUCCAAUGCAGAGCCGGGCUCGAGCAUUAGUUGAGAGAGUGUUCUUGGGACCUCGAAUUGCCGGGUCAUUGGCUCGUAUCUAUCGAGCCCACGGGGAAGUAGGUUGCUCUUGGUGGGAGUGGUUAAGUGCGGAGGGGUUUAAGCCAACGCCAAUAAGCUUUGCUAAUCAUUGUCAGGCAAAGCUUUUGUUGGGUCUUUUCAAUGAUGGUUAUAGGGUGGAGGAGGUGGCAUAUCAUAGGUUGGUUUUAGGUUGGAAAUCAAGGUCCUUACUAUCAGCUUCCAUUUGGACUUCUCCCCCGGAAUCUGAUGUUGCUAAUUAG
Molecule: messenger RNA, 1509 nt
Organism: Fragaria vesca subsp. vesca
Lineage: Eukaryota; Viridiplantae; Streptophyta; Magnoliopsida; Rosales; Rosaceae
Product: nodulation-signaling pathway 2 protein-like
Exons: 1
Coding region: 1-1509 (502 amino acids)
Biological process (GO): regulation of DNA-templated transcription
Cellular component (GO): nucleus
Molecular function (GO): sequence-specific DNA binding; DNA-binding transcription factor activity
Source: RefSeq, a predicted model, not a curated record